CCAUAUCAACCUCGAUGUAACAGUACAGAGGCACAAGAAACUCUUCAGACUCGAAUCAAAUAUAGAAACACUCUUGAGAUCUGACCUCUCUGCUUGUCUCUUUGGGUCCUUCCCUUUCCUUUUAUAGAAGUACCAUAGCCUCGCUUGGAUCCUCUCACACAAAACCCGGGCUUUUUUUAUGGACCUCCUUAUUCGAUCCACAACUUCAUCAGUUGUUCACUGUAUCUAAUCUGAUGAUUCUUCAAGGGAAUUUGUAGCAUUGUCUUCAUAUUAGGACUUUGGAAAGGCAACACUGGGCAUUGCAAUCUUUAAGUACUUCACAAAAGUAUAAUUUUCAUUAUCAUUUGAAGUACUUGAAGACUACAUAAAUGAUGAGGGGAAGAUCUGAUCCAGCCCAAAAGAAGCGCGUGAUCACCAUUCUGUGUGUUUUGGCACUCUUUCUUGUUUUCCUGUAUGGGUAUUAUGGUUCCAUCUUUGGCUCUCAAAGUCAUGGUGCAUCAGCUCUAGAAUAUGGCAGUAGAUCUUUGAGAAAGCUUGGUUCAUCUUAUUUGGGUGGGGAUGAUGAUACCGAUGGCAAGCUGGAUGAAUCUUCAACAAAGUAUGGGCAGGAAGAUGGAGAUGAUGAUGUUACAGUGAAGAGCUUCCCGGUUUGUGAUGAUCGCCAUUCGGAACUUAUCCCUUGCUUGGACAGAAAUCUCAUAUAUCAAAUGAGACUGAAGUUGGACCUGUCUUUGAUGGAGCACUAUGAGAGGCAUUGUCCUUCUCCAGAAAGGCGAUACAAUUGCUUGAUUCCUCCUCCAAUAGGGUACAAGGUCCCAAUCAAAUGGCCCCAGAGCAGAGAUGAAGUAUGGAAAGCAAAUAUACCUCAUACUCACCUUGCACAUGAGAAAUCCGACCAGAACUGGAUGGUUGAAAAAGGUGACAAGAUUAGUUUUCCUGGGGGAGGCACACAUUUUCACUAUGGAGCUGAUAAGUAUAUUGCUUCAAUUGCAAAUAUGCUCAACUUUACAAAGAACAAUCUAAACAAUGAAGGCAGGUUACGUACAGUUUUUGACGUUGGCUGUGGAGUUGCAAGUUUUGGAGGCUAUCUUCUGUCAUCUGAUAUUAUAACAAUGUCCUUAGCACCCAAUGAUGUGCAUCAAAAUCAAAUCCAAUUUGCUUUGGAAAGAGGAAUUCCAGCAUAUCUUGGUGUUCUAGGGACCAAAAGGCUUCCUUACCCAAGCAGAUCUUUUGAACUUGCUCACUGUUCCCGUUGUAGAAUUGAUUGGCUCCAAAGAGAUGGGAUCCUUCUUCUUGAGCUAGAUAGGUUGCUCAGGCCAGGAGGCUACUUUGCGUACUCAUCUCCAGAAGCAUAUGCACAGGAUGAGGAAGAUCUCAAAAUAUGGAAAGAGAUGAGUGCCCUUGUGGAACGCAUGUGUUGGAGAAUAGCUGCAAAAAGGAACCAAACUGUCAUUUGGCAGAAACCACUAACAAAUGACUGUUAUAUACAAAGAGAACCUGGCACUCAACCUCCUCUCUGCCGAUCUGAUGAUGAUCCAGAUGCAAUCUGGGGUGUGCCAAUGGAAGCUUGCAUCUCACCGUACUCUGAUCAUGACCAUAGAGAAAAGGGGAGUGGAUUGGCUCCCUGGCCAGCUAGAUUGACAACUCCUCCUCCUCGACUUACUGAUUUUGGCUAUUCAAAUGAAAUGUUUGAAAAGGACAUGGAACUUUGGCGGCAUCGAGUUGAGAAUUAUUGGAAUCUCUUGAGUCCAAAGAUUGAAUCAAACACUCUGAGGAAUGUGAUGGAUAUGAAAGCACACAUGGGAUCAUUUGCAGCUGCUCUGAAGGACAAGGAUGUUUGGGUGAUGAAUGUCGUCCCUGAAGAUGGACCAAACACACUAAAGCUGAUAUACGACAGAGGCCUUAUAGGCAGUAUUCACAGCUGGUGUGAAGCCUAUUCAACAUACCCCCGUACUUAUGAUUUACUCCAUGCUUGGACUGUCUUCUCUGACUUGGAAAAGAAAGAAUGCAGUGCUGAGGAUCUGUUGCUUGAGAUGGAUCGCAUACUCAGGCCAACUGGAUUUAUAAUUAUCCGUGACAAACAGUCGGUGGUUGAUUUAGUUAAGAAAUAUCUACCAGCACUGCACUGGGAAGUAGUGGCACAAACCGACUCCAGUUCAGAUUCCGACCAGGAUGGAGAUGACGUUGUACUUAUAAUCCAAAAGAAAAUAUGGCUGACAAGUGACAGCCUCAGGGAUUCAGAAUAG
Messenger RNA from Rosa chinensis, 2246 nucleotides. Its product is annotated as probable methyltransferase PMT3. The transcript has 8 exons. Gene Ontology annotation, cellular component: cytoplasm; trans-Golgi network; endosome. The coding region runs from base 369 to 2246 and encodes 625 amino acids. NCBI's taxonomy places the organism in Eukaryota, Viridiplantae, Streptophyta, Magnoliopsida, Rosales, Rosaceae. The record is from RefSeq and is a predicted model, not a curated record. Gene Ontology annotation, molecular function: methyltransferase activity.